AUGAUCCCCUCACAGAUGGAGAGGAUGAAGCCAGGCGCUGCUACUAUUGGUCAGGGCAGAUCGGCGGUCAUCAGCAAAUCCAUGACAACCUCCAGAAACAGCCAAAGCCGUACCACCACCACGGUGGAAACUUUGAAUGGGAGUAAUGUGAGGAACUCUCCCCAUUCAGGAAGUGCUGUUGCUUUUGCUGGGACUCCGGUUGCUCCUGCUGCUGAUGGUGCUGCUGCUGCUGCUGCACCUUCAGCUUCUUCUAACACUGCCUCCCAGACUUCUUUGCUCAGCACUGCUGCGUCCUCCUCUUCCGCACCCGUCUUCUCCUCCAUCAUUGCAAGUGCUGGACCUCCGGUGGCACUGGUGAGGCCAGCAAGUGCCGCACCUGCUGCAGCUUCUGUUGCUGCAGCUACCCAGAAGGGGAACGCUCUUGGCAUCGAUUCAACUCUCAGUGUGAGGAGUUUGUCUCUCCCUGUUGCUGCUCCUGGAACCGCUGUGGGUGCUGGAGUUUCACUUCAGCCAUCCCUGGGGAACAGUCAACUUGACUGCUGCAUGCCAGCCACAGCCACCACCCAGGUCCUCAAUUCGGAGGCCCCUAAAACUGUAAUGAUGGCAGUGCCUCAGCAGCAAACACUGACGAGCGGUGGCCAAUCCAGCACAGGGCGCAAUGCCAUCAUUGGGCAAACCAGGCAAGGGGGCUCUCCUAAUGGUGGUGGCACUGCCAAUAGAGUGGCCCAAAGUCUGCCAGGAAUUCCAACAGCCGCUACAGGUGGGAUCGGAGCAACGUCGGCUCCUACACUUUUAGCACGCCGUCUGCCUCCACCAGCUCAGAAUCCUACAACUAUUCCAGUGUUUCAGCUAUCCCCAGGUAUGGUCCUCAUUCCAAGCGAACAUGGACAGUUGUUACUCCUUCCCCUACACAGAUUGGCACGGAUGCGGGCACAGGCACACGCUCAGUUCCAGCCUCGGAAUACCAGGGUCCCAUGCCCCGACACUCCCACAAGGGGCCCUCCUCAUCAGCUAUCGACUCUGCAGCCUCCUGCAACACCACUUCUUGCACGACACGAGACACCAACCGCCACGGUGCAGCCAGUGUCCCAGGCACAGGCGAUGCUGCAGCCAACUUCAACAUUACCGACUUCUCUCGUACUACAGCCUCAGGUCGUUGUGGGCGCUGCUGCACAGACAGCUGCAUUGGCAACAGCCUCCUCUCUACAGCCUGGAACACCUCAGAGGGCUGGCCAGCUCUCUGCUGCCUCCACAGCAACGAUGGAAGAUGUGCAGAAAUGCCAGCAUUAUCUGUCUACCUUAAUCCGGCUGGCCUCAUCUGGAAAACGCUCUGCAGAGACAGCGGCAAAGGUCAAGGAGUUAGUCCAGAACUUGCUGGAUGGGAAAAUGGAAGCGGAAGAGUUUAGCAGCAGCUUAUACCGAGAACUGAAUGCUUCACCUCGACCUUAUCUCGUGCCUUUCCUGAAGAGCACUUUACCUGCCUUGAGACAGUUAACUGCAGCCUUGAUCCAGCAAAGUCAGCAACGACAGCCCUCGGCACCGGCAACAACUGCCCUGAGGGCCGUGGUGCCCAGCAGCUCGGUUCAGGGCACAGCCGGGAAGCCUGCUGCCUCCGGAACAAGCGCUCUGCAGCCUCCAGGCAUCGGGCUGACACAGCCCGCACCAGUCAGCCUUAGCACACGAGGGCAAGCUACACCUUUGGCUAUCCAACCACCACAGAAACCCGGGCCGUCGAGGAGAGCUGCUCGGGUCACCGGAACAGCCACACCGACGCUAGCGUUGCCACAGCCACACAAUCGUAACCUGCCCACUGCUCCUCGGCCGAUUCGACGCCGUCAGCUUCAAUGUGUUCCCGUGGUCGAACCUGCUGUGUCACCUGCCACCCCUGGCACUACUGUUUCCGCACCGGCGGCUGCCGCACCACAGAGUCAGCCUCCAGAACCUGCAGCUGGUUCUUUCGGGGACGACGAAGACUUCACCGACCUUACCUCACUGGCCAGAGUCAACUUAUCCGAGGAGAGGGCAAGGAUAUUGGCAACAAAUUCUCGAUUCGUGGGCACCCCAACCAGAUCUUGUGGGGAUGAAACCUUCCUCCUUUCAGCACCUUUACAAAGAAGGAUUCUGGAAAUGGGGGAAAAGUACGGAAUAACCGAACUGCACCCCGAUGUAGUAAGGUACGUGUCCCAUGCAACCGAGCAGAGGCUCCGAAACCUCGUCGACAAAGUGUCCGAAAGUGCCCAAAGAAACCAUCUUUCUUAUGAGGAUGACGAAAGAUACCGGCAGGUGAGUGAUGUCCGCGCACAGCUCGAACUCUGUGAAGCGCUUCAUGCGACUGGGCAACCGAGUAAAGAUGAAGAAGAGAGAGAAACGUUCAUGCGAUGGGCCAAGUCUGGAUCCAGGCGAGAAGGCCCAGAAGAACUGAGCUGGAAAGAGGAGGCAGAGGAGAGCCAGCAACAAGAGCCAGCUCCGAAGAGGCAGAGGGAGGCCCACUUCACUGCUCUAGAAGGAGUCGGUCCUAGGAAGAAAAGGAAAGUGGAUUGUCCGGAACUGGGAUGGGAGACAGAGGCUUCCAGAACAAGGACAGCAAUCCCGGGCAGUUCUGGAGAUGGAGCCGCUAGACAGUCGAGGGCACAAAGGAUUACGCGGGUCACUCUCAGAAACCUCAUAUUUUGUUUAGAAAAUGAGCGAGAGUCCAGACAUUCGACACUGCUGUACAAAGCCCUGCUUAUGUAA
Molecule: messenger RNA, 2733 nt
Organism: Trichosurus vulpecula (common brushtail)
Lineage: Eukaryota; Metazoa; Chordata; Mammalia; Diprotodontia; Phalangeridae
Product: transcription initiation factor TFIID subunit 4-like
Exons: 1
Coding region: 1-2733 (910 amino acids)
Biological process (GO): transcription initiation at RNA polymerase II promoter; DNA-templated transcription
Cellular component (GO): transcription factor TFIID complex
Molecular function (GO): protein heterodimerization activity; RNA polymerase II general transcription initiation factor activity; DNA binding
Source: RefSeq, a predicted model, not a curated record